CACAGGAUAUGACGAAUGCGUUCAAAAUGGCAGCGCUGCUAUCCUGCGUUUCCAAGUGCAAAGCGGGGCUUUUAGAUCCCGGUCCGUUCCUUCUCCUGUCGCCGCUGAGGUUUGCGUCCAAAAAGGCUGGCGGGAGCAGCAAGAAUCAUGGCGGGAAGAGCCCAGGGAAGAGAUACGGCCUCAAGAAGCAAGAUGGAAACCUUGUCCAUGCUGGCAACAUCCUGGCAACACAGAGGCUGCUGAGGUAUCACCCAGGAGCCCAUGUUGGGAUGGGAACCAAUAAUACUCUUUAUGCUCUUGAGGAUGGUUACAUCAGGCUCACCAAGGAGGUCUACACUCCCCCGCCUCGCAGUCUGGAGGCUAGCCAAAUCAUUACCAGACUUGCCAAAGGAACUUUACUUUACAAAACCUUCAUCAACAUUAUUCCAAACAAGCAAGAGCCCACCUUCAAACUGCUUCGCAUGGUCUAAACCUGAUGCGGAUGUAGUUCUCGCGUGAGGAUCGAACAGUGCAUUUUGUAAGACUGAAUUUCCAAAUUUCUUUGACAGUGGACUGCCCCAAAAGUUGUACUAAUUAUUCAAGAUGAACCACAUUUUCUGAAGAGAAAAAAAAAAAGCACACCAUGCAAAACUCCA
This is a messenger RNA of Phycodurus eques (leafy seadragon), 635 nucleotides long. RefSeq names its product mitochondrial ribosomal protein L27 (gene mrpl27). Gene Ontology annotation, cellular component: ribosome; mitochondrial large ribosomal subunit. Lineage: Eukaryota; Metazoa; Chordata; Actinopteri; Syngnathiformes; Syngnathidae. Gene Ontology annotation, molecular function: structural constituent of ribosome. Gene Ontology annotation, biological process: translation. Bases 9 to 470 code for a protein of 153 amino acids. The record is from RefSeq and is a predicted model, not a curated record. The transcript has 4 exons.